This is a messenger RNA of Ectocarpus sp. CCAP 1310/34, 2079 nucleotides long. The record is from the annotation of a GenBank genome assembly. NCBI's taxonomy places the organism in Eukaryota, Phaeophyceae, Ectocarpales, Ectocarpaceae.
UCGGAGCUCGAGCGAUAGAGGAGUGGGAGGCUUGCCCCAGCCCCGGCAUUGGGCCACUAGAGCCUGUGUGCCAGGCAUUCAAGGCGCUGAUCGAGGCCGCCGAAGGUGCAGCAGCAUCAGCAACGACAUCGCCUUGGUGGACGGGCUGGAGCAUCACCAGCAGUCAAUCGCCCUGCGUCGCGAGUUGCUCCCACCAAGCUUGCCGGACAUGGCCGCAGUCCCCGCAGGAGCGCUUACCUUGCCCCAAAGCUACGUGGAGCGAGCUGCGGUACAAGAAGUUGCCGACGGCCUCAUCAAGCCCGAGGAGCCCCGUGCCCCCUACGCUGUUGUCGGGAUGGGUGGAGGGGGGAAAACGAUGCUGGUGUCGGCCGUCGUGCGCAAGUCGAAUGUGAGGGAACACUUCCGUGGGGGUGUAUUCUGGAUGAGAGUGGGCAGGCACGCAAAGAAUAGCCUUCUGUCUCUCCUGCAGGGUCUGGCCAGGGAGAUGAGCGCAGCGCCGACGGAUACUCCGCACGGGGUGCCUCACGUCUUGGAAAGCCUGGAGCAGGUGAAGCAGCACCUGGCUACGGUGGCAUCCGCGGGCACCUCCCCGCGCUUGGUGGUGCUGGAUGACGUGUGGGAGCGCGAGGUUGUGGACGCGCUUCUCUCUCUAGGAUUGAAGGUGCUGGUGACUACGCGUGAUCGCUCGGUUGUCGGUGUUUCCGGGGGAUUGUUGGAGCUGGGAGACAUGACGGAGGAAGAGGCGCUGGAGCUGCUGCUGAAGACGAGUAGGACUGUGGGUCAGCCUGGGCACGAGGUCCGGACGCAGAUGACCAAGGUCGUUGUGCUCUGUGGACAUCUACCGUUGGUGCUCGCCAUCGCGGGUUCCAUGUCCGUCGUGAAAGGGAAGGGCUUGACCGCUGUCGCCUGGGAAGAGCUGAUCAAAGAGUUCGAGAACGUGGCCAAGAAGAUGCGGGUUCGGGGAGAGCAGUCGUCGUCUAUCAAAGUGGUCCUUGGGACCAGCUUCGACGCUUUGGCAGCAAGGAAGCAAGAAGAGAGUUUGAAGAUGACUGUGUUGGCCGCGGGUGCUCUUGCGCCGAUCGAGAUGCUGCGUAAUUUGUGGGAGAUAGAGGACGCAGAGGGUACGCGAGAGGAAGCUGAGGGUCUGGUGAGCAAGUGCCUUCUACAAGCUGUGGGUGGUAGUGGGUACCGUGUACACGACCUCGUCCUGGAGUUUGUGAAAACUAGUAUCAGGGCAGAGGAGGAGAUGGUGGAAAAGGCCACAGCGCUGCAGGCGCAGUAUCUCGGGAGAGUAGACGUGCUCAAGAGUUACGGAGACCCGGAGCACGGUGCUGGAAACCAAGGCCUUUUCUUUUUGGAUGCUCUCUGGCGCUCGGUGGAGAAGCUCUCGGGGGACCCUGAGCUGGAGGUUGCCUCGUAUCGCGCCAGCCUCGGGGAGUUGGAGUCAUGCGAGGCGACGGAAGACGUCGCGAGUUCCUACCGUUGGGUCGGGUUUUUGUUCAAUAUCCAGGGCAAGUUCACCGAGGCCGAACCACUCUAUGGGAGGUCACAGGCCAUCCAAGAGAAGGUCUUGGGUCCGGAGCAUCCAGAUGUGGCUACGUCGCUCAACAACCGGGCGGGGUUGUUGAGAGCGCAGGGCAAAUUCUCGGAAGCUGAGCCGUUGUACAAGAGGACGCAGGAGGUCUUCGAGAAAUCCUUGGGACGGGAUCAUCCAAACGUUGCCACAAUUCUCAACAACCGGGCGCUGUUGUUGUACGCUCAGGAGAACUACACGGAGGCGAUUCCGCUAUUGCAGAGGACCCUAGCAAUCUGUACGAACAAGCUUGGGAAAGACCAUCCAGACACGGUCAGUACUCGGAACAACCUGGAAGUUGUGCGAAAACAGGUAUGAAGACGAGAUCGAAGCGACUGUCUGCAACAGCGGUCGGUCGCCGUAAACGCGUGAACAAGACAGGGACAGCCUUAGGGAAUUUGGCGUCAAGUGUGAGGGGACAUCACUCAUGUGGCUCACGUCCACGGUGACUACUGUGGUGUGGAACAUUUAUGCAUUUAAACAAAGUUUUCGUGUGAUUGAGAGCG